AUGGCUGUCCGCGCCCAAUUCGAGAAUUCAAACGAAGUCGGCGUCUUCGCCCGCCUAACAAACUCCUAUGCCAUCGUCGCAGUCGGCGCCUCGGAGAACUUCUACUCCGUCUUCGAAUCCGAACUCCAAGACGUCAUCCCAAUCUGCCACGCUACUAUCGCCGGCACCCGCAUCGUCGGCCGUCUGACAGUCGGCAACAAGAACGGUCUGCUAGUGCCCACAACGACUACGGACCAGGAGCUACAGCAUUUGCGGAAUACCCUCCCCGAUGCGGUCAAGAUCCAGCGGAUAGAGGAGAGACUGAGUGCGCUGGGGAAUGUCAUUUGCUGUAACGAUCACGUUGCCCUCGUGCAUCCUGAUUUGGAGAGGGAGACGGAGGAGAUUAUCGCCGACGUCCUCGGCGUCGAAGUCUUCCGCCAAACAGUCGCCGACAACGUCCUGACAGGCUCGUACAUGGCACUCUCCAACCAAGGCGGUCUCGUGCACCCGAAAACCUCCAUCCGCGACCAGGACGAGCUCUCCUCGCUCCUGCAGGUUCCCCUCGUCGCUGGUUCCGUGAACCGCGGCUCGCCCGUCGUCGGCGCUGGUAUGGUCGUUAAUGACUGGCUGGCUGUGACGGGUCUGGACACGACGGCUACCGAGCUGAGUGUUGUGGAGAGCGUUUUCCGUCUCGGUGAGAUGGCGCCUGGUGGUACCGGUGCGGGUGUUAAUAAGGAGAGUAUUGUGGAGAGUUUCUACUAG
Molecule: messenger RNA, 741 nt
Organism: Penicillium cataractarum
Lineage: Eukaryota; Fungi; Ascomycota; Eurotiomycetes; Eurotiales; Aspergillaceae
Product: translation initiation factor 6
Exons: 3
Coding region: 1-741 (246 amino acids)
Biological process (GO): maturation of LSU-rRNA; maturation of 5.8S rRNA; assembly of large subunit precursor of preribosome
Cellular component (GO): nucleolus; cytosol; preribosome, large subunit precursor
Molecular function (GO): ribosomal large subunit binding
Source: RefSeq, a predicted model, not a curated record